Cuscuta campestris is the source of this 1986-nucleotide messenger RNA. The record is from the annotation of a GenBank genome assembly. NCBI's taxonomy places the organism in Eukaryota, Viridiplantae, Streptophyta, Magnoliopsida, Solanales, Convolvulaceae.
CUCGGAUGACAUGUGUCCAAUUAUUAGCUGAAGCUCUUCCGGCAGUAUCGACCUUCUUCUUCGUGUUCUUAGCGGAAGGAAGGUAAAAAAAAUUGGAUCUUCACGCUAGGAAACUAAUUUGAUUCAGCCCUGAUUCCUGGCUGCUUUGAUUUUCACGGAAGGAAAGAAAUUCAGAUAUUCACGGAAGGAAAACAAAUCUGCAAGGAAAGUCCUGAUGAUUCUUCUUCGAUUGUUUGCGGAAUCUUUUUGUGGAUUCUGAAAUCGCCGAUGCGAUUACAGUGUUGAAGGAGGAGUCGAAGAGGUGUAGGGAGUCAUUGGGUGAACCAGUCUUGGAAGAAUUUCUUCCAGUGAAGAAGACUCCAGUUGAUGAUGAUGAUGAUGAUGAUGAUGACAUAAACAAGGUUUAGAAUGUCAAGGAGAAAGACUGUAAAAAAGGAAUUGAUGGCUCAACCGAGCUAUGAGAUGUUGUGAAUUGAUGUGUGCUGCUGAAAAAGAAGAUGAAAAACUUGCAGAUAGUUUUGCUAAGAAGACAAGGGGUUGAGCGGUUAUGCCACCGAAAGUUUAAGAGCAUGGCUUUUACAAUGGGUAUUAUUAAGGUGCGAUGAGUCAAGUUUGCAGUCAUGGACAAGUUGAAAACAUUAGUGCACAUAGUGUGUCCCGCCUCUUAGUGGAGCUGGAAAAAUUCAGUGCAUUGUGGAAGUCCAGGAGCAUCAUUGGGAAGAGAUGCUACCGUACUUGAGUGUGGGAUGAUCUACCCUCUCUGCUCUAAUGCUCAUUCCCAUCAUUUUCAAUGAAAGACGAAGAUGACGACUACAAUGUGGGCAAUUACUUGGCCUAUACUCAAGGAAAGCACCACCAGACCAAUUGGGUCAAGUGAGCAGCCCGCAAGGCCAAGGAGGAGCCUGUUUUGCCGCUCUCUCAUACGCACAAAAUCUCUCGAAAAAGACAGAUUUUUUGACAUGUGCCUCUCACUUAGAUUAUUCAUUCACCUAAGCCUUUCAAAGGAAAGUAUAAAACUUCUUCCCCACCCGGAUUUCUUCUACACGAGCGAGAGGGAUUGAUUCUUCGCCAAAAUUAAGAGAACGUAUGAGCUUUCCUUUCUCAUUUGGAAUCUAAUCGCAACAAUUGCUCGCAAUGAGAAGUUUGAUUUGAUGCAUUUCGAUCAUUCUUUCCAAAAAUUGAGGGGAAUCAAGCAACUGAAACUAAAGACAACCUAAUGAAAUUCCUAGCUUGAAAUCUGCCAAGAACCUUGCAAUCAUAAUAGAGGACAUACCCAGGUAUCCUCACUCUUUGUCAUUCCUAUCAUAUAUACAUUGCUUUUGUCUCAUUUGCCUUUGCUAUCAAAAAGCAAAGUUUGAAUUAUAACAGAUAUUCUAUUGUAAUAGAGUUAGUUGUUGAUGGUGUUAGAAAAACAAUACUGUUUGGUCGGUAAAAUUGACAGGGUGUAGGAGGACUAGCUGAAUAUACCCGAGGAUAACUCAACACAGGCAAGACCUCAGGAAAUCUCAGCAUCUGAAGCCGCAGGCCUACCUAUUUCGGGCGAAACCGCCUAUCAGGCUCUAAAACACAUUGUCGGGAUGUAUUUUGACGGGGAAGCGAGUAAACAUUCUGAUCACGGCUGCCUCGGGUGGGGUGCAUUACGCUGUACAGUUAGCCAAACUAGGGAAUGCACAUGUGACUGCUACGUGCGGUGAGCGUAACAUGACAAUCAUGAACCUGUAGCAACAAAGCCAAGAUAAGCUGUGGCCAUCACCAUUGAUACCAGCUGUAUCUUUAUGACCCGAGCAGGAAUGAAGGAACCCAGCGAUUAUGCACACUGAGGCAGUCGGCUCCCACAAUAACAUACUGUAGUGGACAAAGCUCAAUAUGUUGCUGUAGCCACUAUUACUCAUUGAAAAGUGGGGACUAUCUGAUUUGGCAUAUCAAGGAUGUGUUAGGGAUGAGUAAACAGAGGGGGGGAGUACUGUAUAGAGAAAGACUUCUUUU